AUGUCAUUUAAAUGGCCAUGGCAGUAUGAAUUUCCACCAUUUUUCACCUUACAAACUACCUUAAUAACUCGCGAAAAGCAAUUGGAAGCUUGGAGUCGAUUAGUCGUCGAUUAUUGCCAGUUUCAUAAAAUUUAUACGGUGAACUUGGCAGAUAUAUCAAAUUCGGAAUUGUUCGUUAAUAGUGCCCUCAAUCGGAAAUUGCCAUUGGACGGUGUACGAGUAGUGUUCGAUUAUCUUGAACAUAAAAGACAUAUCGACUGGUUAGAUAAAAGCAAAAAUCGGUGUCAUAUCUACUGGAGGCGUCCGGAGGAGUGGGCUAUACUGAUAUACGAGUGGGCAGUAAGUAACAGUUUACUCAAUACUCCCUGCACGUUAUACGAAAUAACACAAGGAGACGACGUUACACAGGAAUCUUUUUACGGUCUGGAUAAAGACGUAUUGUUGAAAUCGUUAGCAAUUCUUGUUGAACAACGUCGUGCUCAGUUGUUGAACAGUGGAACCGGAACAGAAGGCGUGAAAUUUCUGCAAUAA
Molecule: messenger RNA, 531 nt
Organism: Loa loa (African eye worm)
Lineage: Eukaryota; Metazoa; Nematoda; Chromadorea; Rhabditida; Onchocercidae
Exons: 4
Coding region: 1-531 (176 amino acids)
Biological process (GO): protein transport to vacuole involved in ubiquitin-dependent protein catabolic process via the multivesicular body sorting pathway
Cellular component (GO): ESCRT II complex
Molecular function (GO): structural molecule activity; protein homodimerization activity
Source: RefSeq, a predicted model, not a curated record